Naegleria fowleri is the source of this 1920-nucleotide messenger RNA. RefSeq lists its product as uncharacterized. Bases 1 to 1920 code for a protein of 639 amino acids. The record is from RefSeq and is a predicted model, not a curated record. Gene Ontology annotation, molecular function: hydrolase activity. The transcript has a single exon. NCBI's taxonomy places the organism in Eukaryota, Heterolobosea, Eutetramitea, Acrasida, Naegleriidae.
AUGAGAAUGAAUGGUUUAAAACUCAUAGGGUCACUACUGAUUAUUAUUGCCAUUUUGUUGAUUCAAUGGCAUCAUCCAUACACCUACGUUUGCAGUUCUCAAACAACAAAUUCAAAAUCAAUUUCUAUCACAUCCACACAAGAACAAGAAUCACCGAAAUUUCCAUAUGCUUCUUCUCAUCACAACUCCGAUGCAUCAGAUUCGGUCCGAGAUUAUUUUGUCUGGAUUACCGAUGUCCAUUACGAUCCCUUGUAUGAUGACUCUAUUCCGGCAAGGAAUUUCUGUCGACCUCAUCCUCGUGAUAAUAUUGAUGGAGGAUCAUUCUCAACAAGAACCCCAAGAACCACACCCUCUCAACAAAAUAUUCUCGCAAGAAAUUAUCCCCUUUCCAAACAUGAUUUAUUGAUUAUUGAACAAAUUGAAAAAGAAUUUCAUGAAAUGCGGAAAAUGGAAGAGAAGGAGCAAUCGUUUCGUUAUUUGGAAGAAAAACGUAAAAAAUUGGAACAAUUAAUGAGAGAAAUGUCCUCCCGUGGUGGUAGUAGUCGUGGUCAUUAUCGACAAUAUCAACCAUCAUCGUUAGUUUCAUUACAAAAAACCAAAUUUGGAAAAUAUGGAUGUGAUGCUCCAAUUUCUUUGGUUCAAUCGACUUUCCAAAAAAUUGGACAAGUCAUUAAGGAAGAACAUGCCAAAGAUCCUGACUUUAUUUUAAUGACUGGAGACUACAAUGCUCAUCAUUUAAAAGAUGCACAACAAGCUCUCUUGAAUAUUAGAGAUGUCACACGAAUGAUGCAACAAGAAAUUGGUCGUUCUGUUUCGAAUAUUCAGAAAAUUCCCAUAUUACCUUGUAUUGGAAAUAAUGAUUUAUUUCCUGACUAUUAUUUACCAUUUAUUGAGGAUCCUGAUAAUGGUUCGAUUGCUCUCAAAUGGUACGAUCAGUUGUGGAAUGAACCUGUAGGAUGGAGUCAAUUAUUUGGACUCAAUGAAACUCAUCAAAGAGAGACAUUCCUUCGUGGAGGAUAUUACAAGUAUGAAUUGAAAAAAGUUUCACACGGAGGUCAACCCAGCAAAAUGGUCAUUCUCGUAUUGAACUCGUUGCUCUAUUCAAUGAAUCGAUGGCCAGAAAUGAGAAAUGGUCAGAUGCCAGCCGAUCCUUCUGGUCAAUUCCAAUGGCUCCAAAACGAAUUGUUGAACGUGAAAAAACAACACGAACAAGGACUUGAUAUUUCUGUAUUCAUUGCCACUCACAUUCCUGCAGCUCAAAACUCAUACGAUGACAAACAAUUAUGGGAAGAGGAAUAUUUGGAAAAGUUCUUGAAUUUAAUUCAACCUUUUAGCAUGUACAUUCGAAGCAUCUUGUAUGGUCAUUUGCAUAAGGAUGAAUUUCGAGUGUUAGUUUCAAAGAGUCGAAAGAAUUUGAGAAAAGGAGCCACUCACACCUCUCAACAGAAUUCGCAAAUCAACAACGAUGACAUUUAUGGAAUGAUUGGACUCUCUGUCUCCACUGUUUUUUCCAAUAAUCCAGGAUUUCGAGUAUUGUAUUACAAUUCACAGGGAACCAUUCAAGACUAUGAUCAAUACUUUAUGGAUCUCUACUCGAGUAAUCAAUUGAAUCAAGCACUCUGGAAAAAAGAAUAUUCCUUCUCAUUGGCAUAUCCAUCUGUGUUUGAAAAUGAACAAUGUGUAACUCCAAGAACCAUUUCAAAUUUAUUGAAAACAAUGAAAGAUCCAAAUUUCACACAAAAUGAGAAGGACUCCAACAACAACACCAUGAUGACCACCUUGAUGAAAUAUUUGAGUUAUUACACUGGAAUGUAUAUUAAGGAUCGUUACAAAUAUUAUUGUGAAUUUGAUCAAUUGGAUGAAACUUCAUUUUUGCAAUGCAUUAAUAAUGGAACGGAUAGUGGAUCCUCUCUAUGGUAG